AUCCUCAGAUUUUUGGUUCGGGGCAGAUCGGAAUCGAGUCGAUUCGGUCGUCAUAGAAGCAAUUCACGUUAUCAAUAAGGGAAUCAUCUGAGCUGGGGUGAACCGGGGAUCAAGCAUCAUGAGUUCUUCCGUGAUCGAGAAGGAAUUGACCUGCUCUGUGAUUAGCCCCUCCCCUCUCCCUAGGCCAUUACUUACGAGUUGAGCAGAUCUGUACAGACAUCCUCUUCGACCCUGUAAUCUUCCUCGACUGCCUCCAUGCGAACUGCGGGUCGUGCGCGAAAUCGUGGUUCGCUUCGCUAAGCAAUUCCGAUUCAAAGCCCACCUGCCCCGCAUGUCGGGCGGUAGUGAAGGAAACGAAAGGGGGCGUCCUGCUGCAAAACCUAGUUGAUGACUUUGUCAAGAAUGAUCCAUCAAAGGAUCGGACACCGGAGGAGAAGAGGAAACUGCGGUCCCAGUACAAACCAGGCGAUAAAGUACUGCCGUCAGCCGGAGGGUCGAGGAGUGCACCGCCAGCGGGAGCGCCAACGGCACCGAGGCUAAUGCGAAAUAAUUUUUCACCUUAUCAGACGCCACCGCCGAUUAGACAGCCGGGGAACGUGUUUCACGCGCCUCUCGUCAGGCUGCCAACGUCGCCGAACAAUGGUUCAUUCCCGUCGUUCAUUUCCCCCAUCGCCUCGUCACAUGAUUCCCCCCUGGCAGACAGCUUUGAGCAGCUGUCUGUCACUAGGGAACCGGAAUGCCAUUGCUGCUCUAAAUCUCUGAAAUUCGCCGUGCGUGGGAUAUGUGCGACCUGUGAGGAAACCUUUUGCACACACUGUUACCGUGUCAACGAAGGUUGUGGCUCCUCCUCACCCCCAUCUUCAUCUUCAUCCUCGUCCUCUCUACCGCACGUUGCAAUCUUCCAAAAGCAACGCCCGCACCCACAAUCCACGAUUAGCGUUGGCCUCUUCUGCGUCACCUGCGAGAGCUACUGCGGGGAGCCCAACAGCGGUGAAUUCUGGCUCUGUAGUUCCUGUCACUCCAGCGGCGUCGAUGAGCUCUGGGGCUACUGCAGUACGUGUGUGGGGAUGGGUAACUGUUGCACCCACGAUCUGGAACUCUACACGAAACCCUUUCGUCACCCAAUGCCCACGUCGCCACAAUCCGUAGCUGUGGAGAUCCUCCACCAGAUUCAACAGCACAAACGCCUUGUAUCCCAGGGAAACUCCCCCAACACCCCGCAAGCUCGCAUCCUGGCGCUCGGGUAUAUGAGGCAAAUGAACCACUUUGUAAACUGCGACUUUUGCCAUCGGCGACUCCCCCCGGACUCUGCUUUUCUCCACUGCUUCGUGUGCCUGAACGGAGACAUGGACAUUUGCAUGCAGUGUUACGACCAGACUCGCUCGGGCGCAGACCCGGACUCUGCCACAUUCAAAUGCCCCCAAGGCCACGAUUUUUCCCUCUUGACGCAGUCCGGGUGCCCCGGGUCACGAAAGGUCAUACUGUCUCCCCCACACGACCCGCCAGAGAUGAUCCCCCGCAGUCAGAAUACAGAUCCGGGGACCGCCGUUGCACUGAAAGGGCACUGGCCGGACGAGGAGAAUUCCUCGCUCGGGAGUGCGAGCAUGGGCGAUCGGCCUGGUGUUCGCAUGUGGGAAUAUGGAGACCAACUGUCAUUUCCCGAGGGCGCAGUGAUCAGCGAUGUAGCGCUCGCGUUUACUGAAGGGGCUGAUUUGGACCGGAUUACGUACUAUUGGGGGUGGUAUGGUGGCGUUGGGGGUUUGUUUGAGGGUGAGUUUGUUAGAAUUGUGGAUUAGUGCUUUGAGUGCUGGCGUGUGGGAGGAUGGAUGGAUGGAUGGAUGAAUUUUUCCGAUUUCCUUUUGAUUAGCUCAUGACUUUCUUGCUUGUUCACUUAUUUGUUCGUGUUCUCUAAAUAUCCUCCGGUUGGUUGGUAUGGCCUUUCCCUCCUCCACCUUGGGUAUUUAGAAUAUAUGCGGUGUGAAAGGGAUCGGGUGUGAUGUGAUAUGAAGGAUACGUUGCCCAUAGGGUGGUUAUUGUGUGAGAUUAAUUUGCAAAUUGAAAUCGCCCGGGUUCAAUU
Messenger RNA from Tuber aestivum (summer truffle), 2077 nucleotides. The record is from the annotation of a GenBank genome assembly. Lineage: Eukaryota; Fungi; Ascomycota; Pezizomycetes; Pezizales; Tuberaceae.